AGCUCCGCCCCGGCGCCACGGACUCUUCGGUUGGCCGACGCGAAAAACUACAUGUUCCCUGCGGCCGUCCACCGAUGGGUGCCCCUCCCUCCAAAAGGGUCGAACACAACGAAUUUCACAUAAACAAAUUAUACGAUUCAUUGUUUUAUUAUUAUCAUCAUCAUCAUCGUCAGCCGCGGAGUGUAUCAUAUACUUGUCUAUGCGCGGAGCUACCCGUGCGCACUGCAUUUCCGCACCGACGGCCGUCUAGCGCUACACACCGAUCGACCAAUGUCGUCGUCGUCUUCGUCAACCGCGGUCACUCAGCCCAGCCCGCUGUCGGACGGACUGUCUUCGUUGGUGUUGUCCAAGAGGUACCUGUCGUGCGCCAAACCGCCGCACGUGUACAAGCUGGAACGCGAGAACAAUCUGCUGGACGGCGGCGGCGGCGGAGGAAUCUGCGAAGACUCUGUCGCCGCCGACUGUUGGCAGUCGACAGCCUGGGUGCCACCACCGACCGCGACCGCCGCGGUGCACGCCCGCUACGAACCCUCGGACGUGUUCACGCCGCUGGUGUUCGAAGAGAUGCAACCGUCGUCGCCGCCACCGCAGAUGUCCAUGUGGUUACGGCCGGUGGAACGUCACAAUCAGCAGCAGCAGCAGCAGCAGCAGCCGACGCAUCACCACGUGCAGGCGACGUCCGGCUCGGGUAAUAUGCAGCAAAGGCGCCCGUUACAGCACCUGCCACCGCCAGCACAAUCGUCGCUGCAGCCGCCUGCCAAGAUCACGUCAGUCGCCGAACCACAACACCAGAACGGCCACAAGCCCGGCGACUUGAGUUGGCUGGUCAACUUUCAGGUUGCGUCCAUAUUUGAACCAACCUGUAACGACAGUACCACCGGUGGCGGUGGUGCUGGUGCAGGAGUUAAUGUCUCGGGCAACGAAUGGCUGGAGCCGGAGACGUUGAAACAGAAAAAGAAAGCCACCAAAUUAGAUCAAAAACCUUCGUCCAAAACCAAUCGAAAACCAUAUAGAAUGCCACCUUCAAGGUUAGACAAAGCUAAUAAACCUGGAUAUACCUAUACAGAAAUGAUUCAUCAAGCCUUGAUUGAAAAAAAAGAACUACCAGUAGCAGAAAUUUAUCAAUGGAUAUCAAGUCAUUUUCCUUAUUUUCGUGAAGACGACGAACGUUGGAAGAACUCCGUACGUCACAAUUUGUCCAUCAACCCCAAUUUCCGAAAAGGUAGAAAAUCUCAAGGGGCCGGUCAUUAUUGGCGGCUGUGUAAUACAGAAGAGAGUCUGGGACACCGAGAGUAUUCCAUGACCACCGAAGACGACACAUCUUCGCCACAAGAGUCAUCUGAAUUAGAACAAGCUUGCAAGUAUUUAGAAGGCGAGCUACACCGAGAAGAUAGUUUGGAAGAUGUGAAAAUGAUUCAGAGUAUCAACACAGAAUUAGAAAAUGAAAUAUAUACCAAUUCGUUUUUGAUUUCCAGUCCGUCAAAGUAUGUAAACGAACAAAUCAGUUUAUCAAAUAAUGAUUUUCAUUCGUACAGUGAUAACUUGUUGGAGGAGUCCAUUGACUUUCAAUAUUACAAUUUAUAAAACUUCCAGCUCAAACUACUUUGGUUUCCAAAAUUCCAAUUAUUUUACAUAUAUAUAUUUAAGACUGACCAACAGGUGACCUUUUUAUAAAAUUAAUUUUAAUACAUGAUUGAUUAAUUACAUCAAUCCAGACACUCAUAUUUGUUCAGUUUGCGUUUAUGUUUGAUUGUUUGAAGCUUUUUUUAUGUUACCAUUGUGUAAAAAUUUUUUGAUCAUCCUGAUUCUAGUCAAUUA
This is a messenger RNA of Myzus persicae (green peach aphid), 1818 nucleotides long. RefSeq names its product forkhead box protein M1-like. The coding region runs from base 271 to 1584 and encodes 437 amino acids. Gene Ontology annotation, molecular function: cis-regulatory region sequence-specific DNA binding; DNA-binding transcription factor activity. Lineage: Eukaryota; Metazoa; Arthropoda; Insecta; Hemiptera; Aphididae. Gene Ontology annotation, cellular component: nucleus. Gene Ontology annotation, biological process: regulation of DNA-templated transcription. The record is from RefSeq and is a predicted model, not a curated record. The transcript has 4 exons.